AUCAUGCCCGACCACCCUCACAUCAAACAAGACACAAGAAAGUUGGCUCAUUGUCCAAUUGAAAAACAUUGAAACGUGUAUGUGUCACCCGCGCUGACACCGGGGUUAGGACGGUUAUUAAAAGGAGAGGCUUGUGGUAAGGGAAGAGGAGAGAGGCUCAGAACGUACCAUCUGGAUUGAACAAUGCGGUGAGUUGCAGACGAAAGGUGCACAUGCAGAGCAACGGCCACUUCCUGUCUUCUACUUGUAGCAUAGGCACACUUACUUUACAGGCCUGCAGGAUUCGCAUAGACGCAAGUGUGUCUUUGUGGAGGCGUUCCAGUGGGGCACAUGAAUAUCACCUGGAACAUUUUAUGGCGUAGGAGCACCAUAUUGUGCAAGAUAGCUUUCAGAGUCUGACCUCAAACCGAAGCUGGUUUAAUUUACAACAUGAGUGACAUCGGGGACGUGGAAAGUGCCCCGGGGACGUCUGGAUGUGGCAGCCGGACCGGACUGGGGUUCGCCCUGGGGAGGGGGCAUCCAGGACGCCUCACAGGGCUCUCCUCCCCCGUACCACCAGGAAGACUGACAUCUCUGAAAUCCAGAGACCUCACCUUGGGCGGACUAAAAAAGGCAAAGAAAAUCUUCGAGCCAAACGUAAAAGCUGUUAGGAAAAGUAAAGACGACAGGCUACAAGACGAAAGUAAGGAGGUGCCGAAGAAGGAGAGAAGGAAACGAGAUGAGAAGCAAAGAGAGAGCCGAGGGAGGAGGAGAGAGAGACCCCAGACCAUCCAGUCUCACUCCAUCUUUGAACAAGGACCCGCCGACACCAUGCGCAAAAUAGCGUGGCGGGGGACCCCAGAUCUUGGCGAGGCCGCAGCGUCACCUUUGGGGAAGGCGGUGAAGAAGGAGCAGUCGGAGCAGGAUGAAGAUGAGAUGCUGUUUAAACUGCAGCGUGACGACUUCAUAGACGACCCUGACCUGAGGAACGAUGCGCGACUGAGGCCCGUCCAGCUGCCUCUUUACCAGACUCACACCAACUUCCAGAAGACAGAGACGCCUAUGGUCACUAGCACAACGUUUAAAAAGGACACAUCCAUGGGUGAGUCUCCAGUCUUGGGGACGGGUGCUGGCUGUGACCCCUCCAGGAGAGGGUCCCAGAUGCGGGCAGCAGAGCUACCCGGGCAUGCGGCCCCGACCCUGGGGAAACUCUUCCAUGAGCUCAGCCUGAGCGGGAAAGAGGAGCUCUUCUUCAUCCAGCUGCCGGACUGCAUGCCCGGCCCGCCCUCAGCGUCGCAGGGGGAGGCGGACCCCGCCGGCCACGCCACGGCCCCCGAGAAGACCCCCAGCAGAAGGGCAGCCCAGCCCCCGCCACCGAAGGUGCCGCUGAGGGAAAGGCAAGCGGUUCUGUCAGACUUCUCAGAGGGCAUGCUGGGUAAACUGCUGGUCAGACGCUCUGGUCGCGUCCAGCUGAAACUGGGAGACAACAUCAUGGAUGUGUCUGAGGGUGCAGCCUUCUCAUUCCUCCAGCAACUGGUGUCCGUGCGUUUGUCUGGCGGUAGAACGGGGGACAUGGCGGUGCUUGGGAACGUAGAGAGGAAACUGGUGUUCUCUCCGGACUUCCAGACUCUCCUGCAGGAGGCCCCGGCAAACCAGACAUCGGGGCCGAGAUGAUGAGCUCCUCUCUGUUAACGAUUGGACUUCACCGUCUGACGGAGACACGCGACUGUCCAAACUAUCAGAGAUGACCAGCCUCGUCCUUCCAUCUCUGAAACAAAACAAAAGAUCUUAAAAGCAUUGCUGAAGAUCACGUUUAGCGUCCAGAAGGAAUACAGACGCGUCCUGUAAUGCAGUAGGAUGUGUUUGGGGUUACAUGGAGAUAUCUGCCGUUUGUCAAUAAUCUCCAGUGGAGAGCAGGAACACAGUUUAUACUGGUGGAAUUGCCAGCUUCCUAGAGAAGGAGGGCAGCGAGUAGGACCUCCAUUUAUUCAGGUGGAAUUGACAGAGCUUACUAGGAACAUGGCCUUGAGAUUGACACUCACCAGCAAUGUAGGUAGUACUGAUGCAUUUUAGAUCUUCUGACAACAUGGAGUCAAGCUUUAAUGGGAUGAAUGUAAUUUAAUACAAGAGGAAAGCCCAUACUCACUUGAUGCACUGAUGAAGAUAAUGUAUGUUUAAUGUUACAUUUAGAUUCUCGUUCUUUGUAGUCCUCUGGCCUUUUUAUACUUGGAUUGAUGACCAUUUUCAAAACGUAGCUAGCAGGUUCAGAAAAUGAGUUCAGUUAAAAUGGUCGAACUCAUUGUUUAUUUUGUCCAGGUGCACCAGUGUUCUCCGACCAUAACGCAAUUACAACCGUUACUGAACAAGAAGUGGUCGUGAUCUCCGACUGGCUCAUCACCGUGUUUAAGAUGGGUGACUGAAUAAUAGCAUAUAUUUUGUGUUAAGAUUAAAGUCAAAACAGGGUAUGUUUUGGAACUGUUGACUUAAAAGUUAUGCCGCUAGAUACUUUUACACAGUGGCCCUUAAACCGCAAUAUACUGAGCAGACACCUUAAAUCAGCAAGUUCUCAGUUUGGGAUAUUACCUUUGAUAUAAAAAAUGUAAUUGAAAAGGAUUUUUUUUGUAUUACAAGACCAACGGUUAAUAAAAACAGCACUUUCUUCAAGCAAGUCAACUGAAUAUUUCCACAAUGUCAAACGACAUCCCUUUGUAUAACGUAUAUGUUCGUCCUUAUCACUCUUCUACAUCCCAAACAGUCAUUUUGUGAAAAACAACAUUUGUCAGUUUAUUUGGUAACAUUUAACAAUGUAAUAAAACCAGAUUUCUGCAAGAAGCGCAUGAUCCAAAACCGUUUUCGUCAAACACUGGUAGUAAUAAUAAUGGUAACUUCAUAACUGGCCGGUCUAGAACUUGAGAAAACGUGAAAAAAAAACAAAAAAAAAAAUAACAUUGUCUAUACAUUCAGUCAGACAUUGAGGUGGAACACCUUAAGAAGCUACCUGGUCAAAUAUGAGAUAUUUUUUCAUUUAGCUACAAAAAAGUAUUGAAACUAAAAGAAAACAAAAUACAUUUUGUAUGCCAAAACAAAAUCGAACCGCUUUAUUGCAUUUGGAGAAAAAAAAAAAAAAACAUUUUAGAGUUCUUUUGUGUCAUCCUGUUUUUAAAUGAAACCCAUUUGGAAAAGAUGCAGAAACAAAUGCCUGGAGAAAGUGAGGCUGCCUUUAUCCAGACACUUAUCAGCCGACAAGGACUGUAUACAAUUUCCUCUGCCAUUGUGGCUUGGAGACAUGCCAACAACAAUCUGUGGAUCAUCUUGGUACACAAACCAGUCUCCUAGCAACAGACACAAAGACCAUCCGAAGGCCCUUCAGGAAUAAUGUGCUCAUGUUCACAGUAACAAACCUGUUCAAUAUGGGAGUGAAAUGUUUUCUCUCAGACCUUUUAUGACACUUUCAGCGCUGGUUACAAGGAACAUCAAAGUGUUGUUAUUGUUUCUCUGCCAGGCAAUUUGAAAAAUAGAAUUGAGUGGUCACUGAAACCGUUUUUCAAGAAAUGACUGAUUCUGGACAAAGGUUUGUCCCUUUGUACUAAGGUAGCAUUCAUGACGAUGACCACCCCUCCUGGUUGCAACGGGAUGGGUUGAGAGUCCUAGAACCUCCUGGUUAUACUCAUGAACAUUUCAGUAGUCUGGGAUCCAGUGGUCCAGCUCGCCUCACUCCUUUACUUCUUACUCCUGGUGAGGGUCACUUUCCCAGCCGUCUUCCCUUUCCCAGCGGCCUUCACCACUCCGGCCGUCGCAGUCUUCUUCGCUUUGGGCUUUGCCUUCACCUCCUUCUUGGUGGCCCUCUUCUUGGCGGGGGCCUUUUUGGGCCUGGUGUGUUCCCGGAGGAGGUCCUCACGGCCGAUCUCCAGCAUGUGUUCCUCCCACGACUUUAUCUCGUUCUUGUACCGGAUCUUGUCGUCUUCCGCCAGCUGCAUGUAAACCUGGAGCCAGGGGAGAGGCAUGAGGGACAAGGAACGCUGUGUAACACACAAUCUCAGACUAUACGUUUUAGGUGGAGGAAUCUUCCAUUAAUAGUCAGACUGUAAAAUGGAAAUUCGUUAUGUAAAAAAUGUAAUACCUGUUUUUUGUAACCGAGAAGACUUCUCCAGUCAUCCAUCAAUGAAAUCAAUUUGGC
Messenger RNA from Gadus chalcogrammus (walleye pollock), 4156 nucleotides. RefSeq lists its product as uncharacterized. The transcript has 9 exons. NCBI's taxonomy places the organism in Eukaryota, Metazoa, Chordata, Actinopteri, Gadiformes, Gadidae. Bases 430 to 1653 code for a protein of 407 amino acids. Gene Ontology annotation, biological process: transcription by RNA polymerase III. Gene Ontology annotation, molecular function: DNA binding. Gene Ontology annotation, cellular component: RNA polymerase III complex. The record is from RefSeq and is a predicted model, not a curated record.